AUGCAUUGCCCUUUGGCUUUGGCUCAUACCUUCAAGUACCUGGCGAGAGCGAUAGGUGACGACGACAAGGCAGAAGCAGAAUUGUUCAGAGUUGCAUUAGAGUUUCUCAGAGUUGUCUUGAACGUUGAGGGAACUGCCGUCGGCCGCCCUGGCGCCGUCCUUGCCGCCGGCCGGGCCCGUCCCCAUCAUCCCCACCUGCCGCCGCCCUUGCCGACGGCCGGGCCGUCCCCAUCCUCCCCACCUGCCGCCGCCGGCCCGGGCCUACCCAGCGUCGCCGCUUCUCCUCGCCGCCGGACGGGACAGGGGACACCCAGCGGCGCCGCUUGGAGGAAUCCCAUCCUGCCUCUUGCUGGGAUCCUGCUCCACCGCCGUAGGGUCGCCCACGCCGCCGGUAGAGGACCUCCCGCGCCGCCGCCGGAGGUACGUCCACGCCGCUCCUCGAGGGCCUCCCACACUGCUACUGGAGGGUCGUCCGCGCCGCUCAAGGCCUCCCCGCCCGCCGCUGUUUCAACCUCCCGCUCGCCUGGCGGCGCCGUCGGCAGAGAUGGUCAGGGCUGCCUCCCCUCGCCGCGACAACUUCCUGCGAGUCGCCAUAACCUUCCAACUCGUCCUGCGAGUCCGCUGUCGCUGGCGUGA
Messenger RNA from Lolium perenne, 636 nucleotides. The record is from RefSeq and is a predicted model, not a curated record. Lineage: Eukaryota; Viridiplantae; Streptophyta; Magnoliopsida; Poales; Poaceae.